AUGGCGUCGACAAACCGCUUCCCUGGUUCAAGAGGGCCACUUCAAAUCCUCCAAUUAUUUUUUAUACUAUUUGUACGAUGGUCAAGGGCGCUACCAGCUCCCAAUUCCGACUCAUACCCGCCAUCAACAACUACAUCCAGCAGCUCUGCAACAUCAAGCACUCCUGCAGAAUUGCGAGAUACAACCAGCAACCCAGUGUACAACUAUUACUUUGUCAUCGUGGCCGUAGUGGCUGCAUUUGCUUGUAUAUUAAUCAUCUAUUUCCAGCAGCGCAAGAAGAGGCAAGCGAACUUUACCCGCCAACAAGUGGUAGAAACUUUCGGAAGAAAUAACGGAAUUGCUCGGUCUUCUGGAAACAAUGGUGGAGUAGCGGCCGAAGAUUGUCGAUUGCAGAGACAGCAGCCUCAAGAACACAUAAGUACUGAGGGCUUAGACGAGCGAGGCGAGGCUCCCCCUCCGUAUGCUCCAGCCAUAAAACCUCCAAGCACAACAGAUGCAGAUGGCGUAAUAUCUCCCCAACAAGUGACCGAAACGGCCGUACUUCCUGUGUAUGACGAAUCUGUAUUUCAUACACCAGGCAAUGAUCAUGGAGAUCUAGGUCUUGCACGACCAGAUGCUUUCCUAGCUACAGAAUUAAAUAUAUCGCCGGAAAAUACAGGCGGAAUGCCCCAACCUUCGAAUCAACAGAGAACGAUAUCUCCAGUGACUUAG
Molecule: messenger RNA, 711 nt
Organism: Blumeria graminis f. sp. triticale
Lineage: Eukaryota; Fungi; Ascomycota; Leotiomycetes; Helotiales; Erysiphaceae
Source: the annotation of a GenBank genome assembly